AUGUGUAAUGCAUGGUCACUUAAUCCUCCCCAAAAAGAAUUUGUUAAUGUGACCAAUGAUUUAGGUCCUGGAAUCGACCUUUCUUUGCACUGUAAGUCUGGCAAUGACGACCUUGGUAAACACAUACUCAAAUAUCAUGGUGAUGGUUAUGGUUUUCAUUUCUGUUCAAAUGUGUGGGGAACGACGCAGUUUUAUUGUAAAUUCUGGGACACAAAAUCUUGUGCAUAUGGUGGUAAGUUUUGUAACUGGGUUGUCAGACCCUCUGGUCCAUGCCUUACUACUAACAUACUCAUUCUUUGUUAUCAGUGGAAUUCUGAUCCAUAUUAG
Tripterygium wilfordii is the source of this 327-nucleotide messenger RNA. RefSeq names its product S-protein homolog 18-like. The record is from RefSeq and is a predicted model, not a curated record. Bases 1 to 327 code for a protein of 108 amino acids. The transcript is spliced from 2 exons. NCBI's taxonomy places the organism in Eukaryota, Viridiplantae, Streptophyta, Magnoliopsida, Celastrales, Celastraceae.